AUGAAGAACGCUAGUCUAGGCAGUGAGGACGUGCAGAACGCUAGUCUGGGCAGUGAGGACAUGAAGAACGCUAGUCUAGGCAGUGAGGACAUGAAGAACGCUAGUCUGGGCAGUGAGGACAUGAAGAACGCUAGUCUAGGCAGUGAGGACGUGAAGAACGCUAGUCUGGGCAGUGAGGACAUGCAGAACGCUAGUCUGGGCAGUGAGGACGUGCAGAACGCUAGUCUGGGCAGUGAGGACGUGCAGAACGCUAGUCUGGGCAGUGAGGACGUGCAGAACGCUAGUCUAGGCAGUGAGGACGUGCAGAACGCUAGUCUGGGCAGUGAGGACGUGCAGAACGCUAGUCUGGGCAGUGAGGACGUGCAGAACGCUAGUCUAGGCAGUGAGGACGUGCAGAACGCUAGUCUGGGCAGUGAGGACGUGAAGAACGCUAGUCUAGGCAGUGAGGACGUGAAGACCGCUAGUCUAGGCAGUGAGGACGUGCAGAACGCUAGUCUAGGCAGUGAGGACGUGCAGAACGCUAGUCUAGGCAGUGAGGACAUGAAGAAUGUAAAGAACACUAUAGUCGUAGAACACAAGUCUUUCCUUUCUUACAUCAAGGUCAAGAUCUCACCGACCAAUUCAAAGACCCUUAUUAAAGUAAUAUAA
Molecule: messenger RNA, 648 nt
Organism: Ruditapes philippinarum (Manila clam)
Lineage: Eukaryota; Metazoa; Mollusca; Bivalvia; Venerida; Veneridae
Exons: 1
Coding region: 1-648 (215 amino acids)
Source: RefSeq, a predicted model, not a curated record